Messenger RNA from Anopheles arabiensis, 2183 nucleotides. RefSeq names its product transcriptional adapter 2B-like. The record is from RefSeq and is a predicted model, not a curated record. Gene Ontology annotation, molecular function: transcription coactivator activity; chromatin binding; zinc ion binding. Gene Ontology annotation, biological process: regulation of transcription by RNA polymerase II; chromatin remodeling. Gene Ontology annotation, cellular component: nucleus; SAGA-type complex. NCBI's taxonomy places the organism in Eukaryota, Metazoa, Arthropoda, Insecta, Diptera, Culicidae. The coding region runs from base 42 to 1571 and encodes 509 amino acids. The transcript has 4 exons.
UAGCAGGCACGAAUAAUCGAAAACUCGCCAGCAUAACCAAGAUGGCGGAACUGUUCGCCAAAUACACAUGCACCAACUGCCAGGAGGAUAUUUCGGGGAUCCGCGUCCACUGCGUCGUGUGCACGGACUUCGAACUGUGCCUAGCGUGUUUCGCUGCCGGAGCCGAAAUCGGACCGCAUCGCAAUGACCACUCGUACCAGUUCAUGGACUCGGGCAUUCUGUCCAUCUUCCGCGGCAAAAGCGGCUGGUCGGCCCGGGAAGAGCUGCACCUGCUCGAUGCCAUCGAGCAGUACGGGUUCGGCAACUGGGAGGAUAUUAGUAAACACAUCGAAACCCGCACACCGGAGGAAGCGAAGGAAGAGUACGUGUCCAAGUUUCUGAACGGCACGAUCGGGCGGCACACAUGGCAAACGGCGGUCGACCAGCGGCCGAUCCUCACCGAUCACACGUCGGACGAUACGGGGCCACUGAGCCAGCUGCUGAUACAGAAGCUGCCGCCGAUGGACUGUACCGCAGAGGAGGCGGCCGCUCUCGGGUACAUGCCGAAUCGGGACGACUUUGAGCGCGAGUACGAUCCGACGGCCGAGCAGCUUGUGUCGACGCUCUCGCUACAGCCGGACGAUGAGGAUGUGGACAUGCUGCUGAAGCUUGCCCAGGUGGACAUUUACACCCGCCGGUUACGGGAGCGCGCCCGAAGGAAGCGGGUCGUGCGCGACUACCAGCUGAUUGGCAACUUUUUCCGCGGCAAUAUGAAGCGCGCCCGGCAAACCCGCGACCAGCGUGAAUUCCGCGAACGGUUACGCACGUACUCGCAGUUCUACACCUCGCUGGAGUUCGAACGGCUCAUCUCUUCGCUGGAACGCGAGCGAGCGCUUCGGAUCCGGCUGUCCGAGCUGAACCGGUACCGCUGGAAUGGCAUCCAGCGCGUCGACGAGUGUGUGCAUUUCGAGCAGCAUGUUGCCGCGGCCCAGUACCGCAACACGGGACCGUACGGACACGGGCGCACGGACAACCGAAGCAGAGGCGGCUCUGGAGAGAACGCCAAAGGGGCAUCCUCGGCGUCGGGCAGCGGAACGGGCCCAAUGGUGGGGGCGGGCCCGCAGACUGCGACCCACGGGGCAUCGGCAAGAAGAAGCGAAGACGCCCGCGGCUCAAAUUCCACCGACCGAAAGCCCACGCACCCCACCGACGACCGGGGCUGCUCCGACGACUCAUACAGCAGCAAAAACUGCUUGGAUAGCUUACAGCGGGAUGCAGUGACGAACCCGGGCGGCCAUCAUCAGCCGACGAGCGGUCAGAAGCACCACCACCACCACCAUCAGGCGAACGCCGCCGGCGGGGUAGGAAGCCUGGCAGCCGAUCCGGCCCAGCAGCCCGGGGGUCAACUGCUAACGUCUAACGAGAUCCAGCUGUGCAGUACGCUCAACAUGCCCGUCACGCGCUAUCUCACGCUGAAGACGGUGCUGCUUAGCCGGCCCGCGCUCGACCACAACAUCAACUCGGUUGCGGAGAGCAUCGUGAAGAAGUAUCUGGUCAGUCGCGGCUGGUUGCAGACCAGUCCACAGAACUAGAAAUAUGGGGGGCACCAAGCGCUUUUUUUACCACCUCGUACGAACAUACACACACCACACAACACAUCAACACACAAAAGGAAACAUUUUAGUUGACGUUGAUUGAUCUCAUUGCACUGCAAACAGAAACGCACCGCUAAUAGUGCGGGAUGCGGUCGUGUUGUCUGACGCGAUGUUUUUGAGCUGCUUUUAUUUGGUAAUUAUUUAGCUGCGAAGCUCUACAUUUUUAGUUGGGAUGUGUGUAAAUUACUCGUGAACGAAUUGUAGUUCUUUUAAGACAAAAUCCGUUUUUGCUUCUCGUGGGAACAGCGCGCGGUAUAUUACGCGCGCGCCGGUAUUGUGUGAACGAUGCCAUAGUUUCGUUAUCGAAAAUAGUUCACAUUCCCACUGCGUGAUAGUAGAUGCUUUUCGAUUUGCAACUAGAUAGAGACACGCAUUCGAUAUUGAGCGUCAGGCGAUAUAAUAGUGGAUUUAGGUGCAUGAAAUAAUUCAAUCUCUACUCUAGAAUAACAAAAAAAAAAAACAACCAAUUGUGUACAGUACGAAAGGGUAUGAAAAUGUUCUUAUUUUAUUAAUCUUAAAUAAAUCGUUACAAUUUAAACUAGAAAUGUA